Molecule: messenger RNA, 570 nt
Organism: Rhinolophus ferrumequinum (greater horseshoe bat)
Lineage: Eukaryota; Metazoa; Chordata; Mammalia; Chiroptera; Rhinolophidae
Product: armadillo repeat-containing protein 10-like
Exons: 1
Coding region: 1-570 (189 amino acids)
Biological process (GO): negative regulation of intrinsic apoptotic signaling pathway by p53 class mediator
Cellular component (GO): mitochondrion
Source: RefSeq, a predicted model, not a curated record
AUGGCCAUAGCUUUAAAUACACUGAAUAUCCUGAGUGUGAAUGUUGAAAAUAAAAUCAAGAUAAAGGUCUAUAUUACUCAAGUCUGUGAGGAUGUCUUCUCUGGUCCCCUCACCUCCCCGGUGCAGCUCAUCAGAAUGAGAUUGUUAACAAACAUGACAGUUAGCAAUGAUCACAAGCACGUGCUUACCAGUUACAUUGCAGACCUUUUCCAAGUGUUGUUUACAGGAAAUGGAAGCACCAAGUUUCAAGUUUUGAAACUGUUUUUGAAUUUGUCUGAAAAUCCAGCCAUGAUAGAAGGACUACUUGGUGACCACGUGGAUUCAUCAUUCCUUGCCCUUUUUGAUGGCCAUGUGGCAAAAGAGAUUCUGCUUCGAGUUCUUAUUUCACUAUUUCAAAAUAUAAAUAACUGCCUCAAAAAGGAAGGCCAUUUAGCUAUUCAGACCACUUUCACUAAAGGUUCACUGUUUUUCCUGUUAUAUGGUAAAGACUGUGCCCAGAAAAUGAGAGCUUCAGUUAAUCACUAUGAUGUGGAAGUGAAGGAAAAGGUAACAAUAAUACCCAAAUUCUAA